Messenger RNA from Cinclus cinclus, 2878 nucleotides. RefSeq names its product Rho GTPase activating protein 40 (gene ARHGAP40). The record is from RefSeq and is a predicted model, not a curated record. Gene Ontology annotation, biological process: regulation of actin filament polymerization; signal transduction; regulation of small GTPase mediated signal transduction. Gene Ontology annotation, cellular component: cytoplasm. The transcript has 15 exons. Bases 848 to 2878 code for a protein of 676 amino acids. Gene Ontology annotation, molecular function: GTPase activator activity. NCBI's taxonomy places the organism in Eukaryota, Metazoa, Chordata, Aves, Passeriformes, Cinclidae.
UGUGUGCCUUCACUGAAAAACUUAAAUAAGAAAUUUACUUAUACCUUUAUCUUCGGAAUUAUGAAUAAAAGAAUGUCAGUAGAAAGGAGAGUUACUGAAACACCAUAGAGAUUAACAGGGAAAGAACAAAACCUGUGAGGAAGGGCUACAGGGAAUCCAAUUGCUUUAACACUUUGCUCACCUGUCCAUUGCUUGUUGCUGAGAAUUUUAAAGAAUAAUCUGGAUCUUGCAAAAUAUUCUCUGUGGGUGUUACAAGUUUACACUGCUCUUUCAACACCAGUUUCUUACAUCCAGCUGGGGGUUUACUCACUGCUCAACUAUGGCAAGAAAUGCUGAUUUGCUUUUUUAAUAGGCACUCGGUUUUUUGUUUGUGGUUUUUUUUUUUUUUUUCUUUCCCCUGCCCUCCCCACGUCCCCGGGCAGAUAUUUUGUUCUUUUCUUGAUGUUCUCUUGAAGUACAGCGUUAGGGAGCGAAUAGGCUGCUUGACUCCUCCUCGCUAGGCUGCGUUUGGGAGUUCUUUUUUCACGUGGGCUGGGGCUUAGGUUAAUGUUUAGCGAGGCCGAGCUGCUGCCCAGCCUUGGGAAGAGCUCGGUGCUAUUUUCUGCUCUCGGAGCGCUGGGUGCCGGCUCCGUCCCGAGCCCGGGCGUGGGCGGCUCAGCCUCGGGCAGCGCUGCCUUUAGGGCUCAGCUGGAUUUACUGUCGCUCCUGCCGGGGCGGGGGCACGCAGAGAGGGAGGAGAGGAUGCUCCUGCAGCGGGCGCCUCGUGGGUGACGAGGAGCGGCUCUCGGCUCGCAGCAGCGUGCGGACAGCACGGAUGGACUGACUGCCGCCCUCCCCCCGGCUGGACAUGGACAAGCGCGGCUCCGGGAUGGCCAGGGGUGGGAUGGGCAGGCCCCGGGGGGUGUUGGCUCCUGCCCGGGCAGCCAGCUGUGCCCAGCUGCUCAGCAGCACCAGACAUUGCCCUUGGAAAAUGAACCAGCUUCCUCCAAAGACUCCUGUGGCAUCCCCGGUGUCAGAGAGCACGAAUUCCAGGGUAGAGGCUUUGGACAACUUGUCAAUGGACAGUUUUUGGCUGGAAGUAGAGAACAUUAAACAGAGCACUGAAGCCGAGCAGGAGGAAUGCAGCCUUGCAGAUGUCAAAACACAGGAGGAGGGAGAAGCCGAAGCCGAGUGGCUGCAGGACGCGGGGCUGUCCGAGCUGCUCGGGGACCCGGCCUCGGAGCAGGACAACCUGUUGCUGCUGUCCACGCUGACCAGGACGCAGGCGGCGGCCGUGCAGCGCCGGCUGGACACCUACAGCCGCUCACGCCGCAGGAGGAGCAGGCACCCCGUGCGCGACGUCCGCGACGUCUUCGGAGCGGUCGGCUCGCAGGACACAGCAGCAGAGAAAGAGGAGUCCAGCCCAGAUCCACUGUGGCACAAUCUACGGACUUCAAACACCCAGAGAAAAAUUCAAGACAAUUUCUCCUCUGCAGCAGAAACCCAGGAUUAUUCCUGCACAGUUCGAAACCCUGGCAAAGAGGAGAUGUUCAACAUGGAUGUUGCCUACUCAGAGCAGGCAGCUGUCCUGCUCAAGGGAUCCUUCCUGUCUGAAUCCAGGAAGUUAAAGGAUGGAAAUGCCCUAACCAGAUUUAAGAUCCUGAAGGGCAGACUAGGGGUGACGAGGAUUGGAGAUCUUUCAGCUCAGGACAUGAAGAAGAUCCCCACACUGGCCCUCAUUGAACUUACAGCUCUAUGUGAUAUUCUGGGCUUUGAGCUGAAGAGAAACAAAGCAGCAAAACUGAAAACAACAGAGAAAAGACUCUUUGGAGUUCCACUCAACACCCUGUUGGAAAAUGACCAAAAGCUGCUGCCCAACACCAAGGUCCCUCUGCUACUCCAGGCACUCCUGUCCUGCCUGGAGAAGAGAGGACUGGAAACAGAGGGCAUCCUGAGAGUUUCUGGGUCCCAGACCAGAAUUAAGAGCCUGGAACAGAAGCUGGAAAGGGACUUCUACAGUGGCCUGUUCUGCUGGGACGAGGUUCACCAGAACGACGUGUCGGGGCUGCUCAAGAGAUUCAUCCGAGAGCUGCCAGCCCCACUGCUGACUGCAGAGUACCUGCCUGCCUUUGCUGCUGUUCAGAAUAUUCCAGACCUGAAGCAAAGGUUGCAAGCUCUAAACCUCCUGAUCCUAAUUCUGCCAGAGUCCAACAGAAACACACUCAAGGCCCUUCUUGAGUUUCUCAGCAAGGUGGUUGCCAGGGAAAACAGCAACAAAAUGAGCCUCUGGAACGUUUCCACAGUCAUGGCCCCAAACCUCUUCAUGCACAAGGGGCUGCCAAACAAGAUCCCCGAGGGGAAGGAGAAGCAGCUGGCAGAGGGGGCGGCUGACGUGGUGCGGAUGAUGAUCCAUUACCAGGAUCUGCUCUGGACAGUCUCCUCUUUUCUGGUAGCCCAAGUGAGAAAGCUGAACGAGAGCAAUAGCAAAAAGUACCAGUUCUGCGACAAGAGAAUUAAAAAUUUGUUGCGGAAAAUCCAUGCGGAUAAAGAGAAGGUGGAAAAGAACCAAGGAGAGCCUUCCAAGAUUGUGAAAGUCCACGCAUCACUCCUCCUGAAGGACUCUCUGGAGGUGCACCUGAACAAUGCAACCAGGGUUGCUGAUGUCUUGAGGCAGUUUCAGAAGAACCUGUGCCAGAAUGGCUGGAAUAUUGUUAACACUGUCAACCUCCUCAAGUGUAAUAACUCCAUGGAGUGCACAAACCUACUCUUGUAUGAAGUGGGAGGCAAUAUUGGUGAACAUUGCCUGGACCCAGACACUUAUCUUUUGGACUUGUACCACAUCAACCCCCAUGCUGAGUGGAUAAUUAAGCAAAACCCAUCUUACCCUCGGAUGUUCUGA